UAAGCAUGGGACUGGCUUAUCCCUAAUCGUUCGAUUAGUAUCGUAAUGGCCUUGAUCGUAAUUGAAAAAUAUUAUCGUAUCUCAUCCCACAGUGCAAAAUCAAUACCACCGCAAACGUCUCAUGCGCGCAAGGCUCAUUAAGGGGUUUCAAAAUCAACUUAUUUUUUAAUGACGUCAUCAAUACAGAAUGCAAAAUGGUAUUUAUCAGUCAAAACCCUUUGAAAAAAUGCAAUAUAGCAUGAAAUUGACAGAUUUGGAUUAAUUCGAAAAAAACGUCUACUUAGAAGAAUCAAAAUGAUAUGAAUCUCGAAUAAAAAUUCGAGUCAGGCUGGUUUGGUCCAAGAUGUUUGGUCCAAGAUUGUUUGACGCUAUUUCGAAGCGAGGGGAUCAAAGAAUACCCAAACCUUGAAUAAAAAACACAUCUUGAAGUCUUGAAUUGUUUACAUAAGUUCAAGAAGCAAAUGAGAAGUGAGAAGGACCUGAAGUCUGAGUCGAAACCGAGCUCUGAAGACCGGAAGAAAGGGAGGAGCACAGGAUUUUGGAGUUCUCUGAGGUUUUCUGGUCGCCCCUUGCCGCGAUGCUGGCCAGAAGCUGUUGGCGACAUCUGGGCGGCCGCCCGGUCAGCUCUGCCCUCCGGUCCGUCCGUCAGCUGAGCGGCGGUCCCACUCACUGGAUGUACCCGCUGACCGGGCGAGGUCUGGUGCGCGUGCGGGGACCGCAGGCGGUGCCUUUCCUCCAGGGACUCGUCACCAACGACAUGCGCCACUUCGAGGACGGUGCUCGAGCCAUGUAUGCCAUGAUGCUCAACAACAAGGGUCGCGUGCUGUUCGACCUGCUGAUCCACCAACACGAUGAUGACGGCAGCUUCUUCCUCGAGGUGGACCGAUCGAUGACCUCCAAGCUGCAGAGCAUGCUGAAAAUAUACCGGGUGCGACGCGCCAUCGAGAUUGACGACGUGACAGAGCAGACGGCCGUGUUUGUGGUACAGGAGGCGGCCGGUGCCGACGACGGCGGUCUGUCCGCCGUCCAGUGCACAGAGCACGGCGCCUCGCCGCACGCCACGGGGCCGCUGGGACUGCCGCUGCAGCCGGCCCAGGGUCUGAUCUCGGCGUCCCGGGACCCCCGGCUGGCUGCGCUCGGCUGGCGCCUGCUUCUGGACGCGUUCACCCUGCCGCGAGACGUGCUGCCGACGGCCAGGACCGGUCCGGAUCCGCGGCCGCUGCGCUACCGCCUGGGCGUGGCUGAGGGCGCCGACGAGGUGCCCUACGCCGCCUGCACGCCGCUCGAGUACAACGCCGACUACCUGCACGGCGUCAGCUUCCACAAGGGCUGCUACGUGGGUCAAGAGCUGACGGCACGCACACACCACACGGGAGUAAUCAGGAAGCGGGUGAUGCCGCUGCACUUCUCGCGGCCUCCCGGAGACGCGGCUGUGGGUGCGGCGGUGCGCGGCGCCGGCGCUGGACGGCCGCUGGGCAGAGUGCUGGCCGUCAGUGGGCCGGACGGUAUCGGCCUGAUGCGGGUGGCGGAGUGCCUGGCGGCGCCCGAGCUGACGCUGGAAGAUGACGGUUGCGUGGUGACCACCCAUCGGCCGGACUGGUGGCCACAGGAGGCCGCCAAAGACCCGCAGAACAGAACCGGCUGAUAACCGCGGAUCCAAUCCCUCCAGCAGUCCAGUCGGCCGCCUGAGCGGCGGUGUCCCCCUCCCCCUCCCCCUCCCCCCUCCAGCAGCCCAGUUGGCUGACUGAGUGGCGCAGCUCUGUUCCUGCAGACGGGUUUAAUUGUGUUUACUCUGAUGCUGGUCAGCUGACGGCGGCGAGAAGCUUCCAGCCUCCGAUCCGUCAGCUUACACGGUUUUGGUUUACUCGGCGCCAGCGGUGAUAUUUGCCGAGUAGAGCAUAGCCAUCUGGUCCGAAUACGUGCUGUAUUCUCUUGUAUUGUGACGUCAGCUUGCUGGUCUGCUAUGUGUCCAGUUAGGGGCUACAGUAAUCCGCUGUUAACGCUUUCUAUUAAGAGUGAUGUUGGCAUCCUGGGCCGAAUACGCAUCACUGCGUAAGCCGGCACCGUGUCGCCGGUGGGCUGUCUGUGGCCUGGUGUAAUAUGUUCAAUGGGCUGUGGCGGUUGGGUAGUCUGUGUCUUGUGCAUUGUUUCCCAUGGGCAGUCUGUGCCGUGCAGUUUGCCCAGGUAGUCUGUUCUGGUGCAGUUUGUCCAGUAGGUAGCAUGUUCUGAGUCCUAGUGCUGUGUUUGGUUGAUAGUCUGUCCUGUACAGGGUCCAGUGCGGUGGCUGUGUUUCGAUACAGUCAGACCGCAGCUCGAGUUCUGGGGAGGCUAUCCGCUUUAGCUGUUAGUUGCAAGUCGCAGCAGUCAGCUGUUUUAGGCAGAGUUCGCUGCAUGUUGAUGCUGUUAGUUGCAGGGGGUAUCGGUUCAGCUCGGCCCUUAUCAGCAAUGCCGUACAAUUGUGUGGCAUUAUCAAGACUACGAACAAUUCGAAUGUCGAACGCUUGCCUGUGUGUGCAAUACCUUUGUUAAUUAAGUUAUGGAAUUAUAAUAAAAGUGCUCGAGCAACA
Amphibalanus amphitrite is the source of this 2567-nucleotide messenger RNA. Its product is annotated as putative transferase CAF17 homolog, mitochondrial. The record is from RefSeq and is a predicted model, not a curated record. Lineage: Eukaryota; Metazoa; Arthropoda; Thecostraca; Balanomorpha; Balanidae. The transcript has 3 exons. Gene Ontology annotation, cellular component: mitochondrial matrix. Bases 578 to 1645 code for a protein of 355 amino acids. Gene Ontology annotation, molecular function: protein binding.